UUGUUUUAGAAGGCUCAAUCGCGUGCCCUCAUCUCCCUCAACACUCUUCCUCUUCUCUACGUGCCCCAGCCGCCGCCCAUAGUUUCCUCACCGCCGGCCGCCCUUUGCUUUUCUUUUUUUCCGUUCAUCUACAGCUGCCGGCCGCCCAAGAACCGUCGCGUCUCCGUUAGCUUGAACCGCCGCGUCCCGAGCCGCUCGCCGUCCCGUCAAGUCGCAGCCUCCGCGUCGCGCCGUUCGAAUCUGAACCAAACGGUCCGUUCCUGCUCCGUUUUGACUCCAUCCGCGAAGCGCCAGCCGGCGCCGCUGAGUUUCGCGCCAAUCUGUCCUUCAUCGAACUACCUCCUCUGUCAUUCCAAGCCGCGCGCGACUCCUCUUCCAGCCGUGAGUGCAAGCCGACGUCUACCUCCAAGCCAGCCGCUCAGAUCUGUUUUGCACGCCGUUAUUCAACUCAAUUCGUACGCGGCUGUCCUUUUUAUCGCCGUGGCUUGCAGUGGGUUUUGGUGGUACCGUUUGAAGUUAGCGAGCUAAUUCUUGAAUUUUCAAAGCUCAAUUUCUCAGAAGCUUACGGGAGAUGAAGGAGAAUGUGUCAAUCCAUUUUGGUUAGGAUGAACAUGAGAGAAAGCAAGCCAGCCCGACGAACAAGGAUGAACUUGUAAUAAGCUUCAAACUUUACAAGGAUGAACUUUACUUUACCUUAGCCCUAACCUUUUUCUCUUGGUUUUCUGGGAAAUUCCAGUCGAUGUCUUCCGAGUGAAAAACAUGAACGUCAUCAUUCGCCACUCCUCGGCGUCGAGAAUUUUCCCGGCGAAAAUUGAUCGGAACUGCAUUUUCUCGACGACCCAUCUUCCGUUCUGCACUUACAAUCCAACCUGUACGGCUCCCAUAUCGAACGAUUUCGACCCACUAAUCAUCUCAGACCUUAUUUCCAGGCAACAAUGGUCAAUCCUCAAAUCCCAUGUCAAAUUCAAAAGUCCCAUCGAUUUUCUUCACCAAUUGAUGGGUUCGGGAGACGUUGACCCAUUGCUUGUUCUCAGGUACUUCAAUUGGUCCCGGAGAGAGCUUAAUGUUAAUUACAGCAUUGAACUCAUCUGCAGGCUCUUAAAUUUAUUGGCCAAUGCUAAACAUUACCCCAAAAUUCGAUCAAUUCUCGAUUCUUUUGUAAAGGGUGAAACAAACUGCUCGAUUUCUUUGAUUUUUCACUCGCUUUCGGUGUGUAGUGGUCAAUUUUGUGCUAAUUCGAUAAUUGCUGAUAUGUUGGUGUUAGCCUAUGUGGAAAAUUCGAAAACAGUUUUGGGAUUGGAGGCGUUUAAGAGAGCUGGUGAUUAUAGGUAUAAGUUAUCUGUGUUAUCUUGCAACCCAUUGUUGAGUGCCUUGGUGAAGGAGAAUGAAUUUGGGGGUGUGGAAUUUGUGUAUAAAGAGAUGAUUAGAAGGAAAAUUAGUCCUAAUUUGAUUACAUUUAAUACUGUGAUUAAUGGGUUAUGUAAGGUUGGGAAAUUGAAUAAAGCUGGAGAUGUUGUUGAUGAUAUGAAAGUAUGGGGAUUCUGGCCCAAUGUGGUUACCUAUAACACUCUCAUUGAUGGAUACUGUAAAAUGGGUAGGGUUGGGAAGAUGUAUAAAGCUGAUGCUAUUUUGAAGGAAAUGGUGGAAAAUAAAGUCAGCCCAAAUAGUGUAACAUUUAACGUAUUGAUUGAUGGGUUUUGUAAAGAUGAAAACUUAUCUGCUGCUUUGAAGGUGUUUGAGGAAAUGCAGAGUCAGGGUCUGAAGCCUACUGUAGUAACAUACAAUUCGUUAGUAAAUGGUUUGUGUAAUGAAGGAAAACUGAAUGAGGCUAAAGUUCUUCUUGAUGAAAUGUUGAGUUCAAACUUGAAGCCUAAUGUUAUUACUUAUAAUGCUCUGAUUAAUGGGUAUUGUAAGAAGAAGUUGUUGGAGGAAGCUAGGGAGUUGUUUGAUAAUAUUGGAAAACAAGGGCUGACUCCCAAUGUUAUAACAUUCAAUACAUUACUUCAUGGAUAUUGCAAGUUUGGGAAGAUGGAAGAGGCAUUUUUGCUCCAGAAGGUAAUGUUAGAGAAGGGGUUUCUCCCAAAUGCCUCAACCUACAAUUGCCUUAUUGUUGGUUUUUGUCGGGAGGGAAAAAUGGAGGAAGUCAAGAAUCUUUUAAAUGAAAUGCAAUGUAGAGGUGUGAAAGCUGAUACAGUGACGUAUAAUAUUUUGAUAAGUGCAUGGUGUGAGAAAAAGGAGCCAAAAAAGGCAGCACGACUUAUUGAUGAGAUGCUCGACAAGGGAUUAAAACCAAGUCAUUUGACAUAUAACAUUUUGUUGAAUGGCUAUUGCAUGGAAGGAAACUUAAGGGCUGCUUUGAAUCUGAGGAAGCAAAUGGAGAAAGAAGGAAGAUGGGCAAAUGUGGUAACGUAUAAUGUGUUGAUUCAAGGUUAUUGUAGAAAGGGGAAAUUGGAAGAUGCAAAUGGACUUCUUAAUGAGAUGCUGGAGAAGGGGUUAAUACCGAAUCGAACUACUUAUGAGAUAAUUAAAGAGGAAAUGAUGGAGAAAGGAUUUCUUCCUGAUAUAGAAGGUCAUCUUUAUCACGCCUCCCAGUAGAAGUUAAUGCAACUGUACCGGUGGAAUAAAAUUGUACAUACACUUUAAGUCGUUGAUCUGGCCAACAUGAUCAAAGGUAGAGGACAUUUCAAGGUAACUAAUAUAUCCAAGGACCUUACUUGACCUUACUUGAACAUGACCGAUUCUAAAAAUUAGCUACCCAGGAGUGGAACAAACACCAUCUUUAGCAUUUGAGAGCUUAGCUUAUGAUGUGAUGUGAUGUUCCAUGUCUUUAAAUCAUAUAGAUGGUAUAUAAUUCACUCAAUCAGGUUAAUUUAGUAGUCAAUUGUUGUACUGAUGCUGAUAUACCUUCUCCAUUGUUUAAUGUAGCAUCAUAACAUGCAGUUGCUUUAUUACUUAGACGUUUUAUGUGCUCAA
Messenger RNA from Cucumis sativus (cucumber), 2973 nucleotides. RefSeq names its product pentatricopeptide repeat-containing protein At1g09820. The record is from RefSeq and is a predicted model, not a curated record. Lineage: Eukaryota; Viridiplantae; Streptophyta; Magnoliopsida; Cucurbitales; Cucurbitaceae. The coding region runs from base 760 to 2595 and encodes 611 amino acids. Gene Ontology annotation, molecular function: protein binding. The transcript is spliced from 2 exons.